AAAUAAAAGGGGGAAGGGAGUAGGCUGUAAAGAUGCUUGUGCUUUUAAUGUUUUGUUCUUCCCUGUUUCUUUAGGUGGAAAGGGCCUGUGGUUUUUUUUUUUUUUUGCUCUCUUCAUCAAGAAAAGUUAAGGUGAUGCAGAUGUAUUCUUCAUGGAGUACACAUUUCCUAAAGCAUAAACUAAGCAUCCAGGCCCAAGACACUGUGUGUUGUUAGAUGUACAAUGAAGAUUUUGGAACAAGUGGCUACAUAAGCUUGCUGAAGAUGUCUGUUUCAAAUCAACGAAGUUCUAUUAUUGUCAACCCUCCUCCACCUGAAUAUAUAAAUAACAAAAAUAGUGGCUGUCAAACGAAUCAACUUCAGUACUUACAGAGGGUGGUCAUGAAAGCCAUGUGGAGACACAACUUUUCAUGGCCAUUUCAUCUGCCUGUAGAUGCAGCAGCACUGAAUCUGCCUGAUUAUUACAGUAUCAUAAAGAAACCCAUGGACUUGAGCACAAUUAAAAAGCGUCUGGAACAUAAUUACUACACAAAAGCUGCAGAAUGCAUUGAAGACUUCAAAACUAUGUUUUUGAACUGCUAUAUAUAUAACAAGCCAGGUGAUGACAUUGUGUUUAUGGCACAAGAACUAGAAAAAGUAUUUUUGCAGAAGAUAGCACAAAUGCCACCAGAAGAAAGAAUAGUGAUCCUCAGCAAAGGGAAGAGAAAAGGAAAGAAGGCAGAAGAAAUUCAACAGCCCUUCCCUGGAACUUCUACACAAACCAUGACUUGGGAAGAGGCUGAAAGCAGCGAGCAGCCUCCAGUGACGACUGGAGAACUCCAGGUCACUCCGGCCCUUUUGCCUACAGCUUGCCUGCCUGCUCUGAUGCCAGCUGCAGUGCCUAUAACAAAAGCUAAAAAAGGUGUGAAAAGGAAGGCUGACACUACAACUCCUACUACUUCAGUAUUCACAGAAAGUAAAUCUUCUGCAACAUAUAAUGAAAAAAAAGCUGUUAAAACUUGCAGAGGAGAAAAUGAAUGCAUGAUACCAAGUAAGCUUCUGAAGGCAGCUUUGCCAGAUUCCCAAGAGUCACCUAAAAUUCGUAAAAAGGUUCGGUUACCAAAACAGCUAAAACAUUGUAAUGAGAUACUGAAAGAAAUGUUUUCCAAGAAACAUGCAGCAUAUGCAUGGCCUUUUUUAAAACCUAUGGAUGUUGAAUCCUCCACUGGUGAGAACCAGAAGACCACUAAAUGCCCUAUAGACCUGGGAACCAUUAAAAAGAAAAUGGAUAACUCUGAAUACAAAGAUACGCAAGAAUUUGCCACAGACGUCAGAUUAAUGUUCAUGAGCUGCUACAAACAUAAUUCUCCAGACCAUGAAGUAGUUGCUAUGGCAAGAAAGCUUCAGGAUGUUUUUGAGAUGCGUUUUGCUGAAAUUCCCGAUGAUCCCAUUGCAAGCGUUUCUCCAUCACAGCCCACAAGGGAAAUAGCAAAGACUUAUUCCAGUGAGAGCAGCAGUGAUGAAUCUUCAGAAGAAAAAUCUUCUGAGGAUUCUGAAAAUCAACAAGCAAUGCAGCUGGCAAAGCUUCAGGAGCAGCUUAAAGCUAUGCACCAGCAAUUGCAGGCUCUGACAAGAACAUCCUUACCUAGAUUGAAAAAGAAAAAAAGGAAGACUAAAAGAGAAAAAAAGAGGAACAAGGAAAAAAACAAAAUAAAAAGCCUCAUCCAAAGGAAGAAAAAUCUAAAACAUAAGAAGAAAUCUAAGCAAAAGCUGUCUUUAAGCAUUCAAUCAAAGAACACCAUGCAGCAUGUCUUGUUGGCACAUAAGUCAGAAGAUGAAGAUGGUGCCAAGCCUAUGAAUUAUGAUGAAAAAAGGCAGCUGAGUUUGGACAUAAAUAAACUCCCUGGAGAUAAGCUUGGAAAAGUAGUCCGUAUAAUACAGUCAAGAGAACCUGCUCUGAGGAACUCUAACCCUGAUGAGAUAGAAAUAGACUUUGAAACUUUAAAAGCUUCAACACUCAGAGAACUGGAGAAAUAUGUGGCAACUUGUUUGAGGAAGAGACCAAAAAAGCAACGUGCUAGAAAAACAACAAAAUCAAAAGAACAACUUAAUUUUGAGAAGAAACAAGAGCUAGAGAAGAGACUACUGGAUGUCAAUGGUCAACUAAGCCCAAAGAAGCAGAACUUCAAAUUUGAAAAUCCUGCUGAGGCCUGUGUUGGACCUAGCCGACUGAGCGACAGCAGCAGCAGCGGCGGCUCCUCGGACUCCGGCAGCAGCAGCACCGGUAGCGUGUCCAGCUCCUCCGAGAGCAGCGACUCCGAAGCGGAAACAUGCUUAAAACAGAACAGAAGCAGGCAGAAUUGUCCAAUUUCUAUGGAACAAGCUAAGGUAUCUGAUACAACUUCCCACGUAGAUGUUAUUCAUUGGACUAAGCAAGCUGAGAAAACAGUAAUAAAUCCAGAUAAAUCAAAUAAACUUCAAAACAACAAUGAUGACAGAGCUGCUGAUUCAAAAUCCAUAAGUCAAGAACAAAGUCAUUCUGACACAUCUGCCAAUGAUAAAAACCCAUUAGAACCAAAAUCUCAGAUUCUUCCUAAAAAGGAUACAGGAAUUAAGAAUAUAGAUUCCUGGCUAACCUUAUGUAAAACGAUGAUGCUUCCAGCUCCAAUAAAAACAUCUGUUGACUGCUUCAAACAGUUCCGAAAAGCAGCACUAGAGAAGAGGAGUGAGCAAGCCCGGGAGAUAGCAAGGUCCCUGGUGCAAGCUGAAUAGGAACUGCACAGC
This is a messenger RNA of Nothoprocta perdicaria, 2762 nucleotides long. It is a transcript of the gene BRDT, whose product is annotated as bromodomain testis associated. The record is from RefSeq and is a predicted model, not a curated record. Lineage: Eukaryota; Metazoa; Chordata; Aves; Tinamiformes; Tinamidae. Gene Ontology annotation, cellular component: nucleus; chromatin. The coding region runs from base 216 to 2750 and encodes 844 amino acids. Gene Ontology annotation, biological process: positive regulation of transcription elongation by RNA polymerase II; chromatin remodeling. The transcript is spliced from 17 exons.